Molecule: messenger RNA, 1185 nt
Organism: Rotaria sordida
Lineage: Eukaryota; Metazoa; Rotifera; Eurotatoria; Philodinida; Philodinidae
Source: the annotation of a GenBank genome assembly
AUGACGAUAAAAUCAAUUCGACGGUUAUCAACAAAACCAGUAGUUGAUAAAUUAUUUAACGUUGUACAAUCAUCAUCGUGCAAUGAAAGACAAACACAACUAAAUCAUUUGCUUGAUACUUAUGCACAGCAAGGAAAAGCAAUUUCCCACAAUCUUAUUAAUGAUGUUCUGCAACGUUGGGCUGUUGAACAACCAAAAAGAGAAGCAUUAUGGAUGUGUGAAAGUGAAGGUGAUGAAAGUCAAAAAUUAACAUUUGAUGAUAUACAUAAACAAUCAUGUCGCUUGGCUAAUACGUUCACUAAUAGAGAAUAUAAUUUAACACCAGGUCAAACUGUACUUGUUAUUUUACCCAAUAAUGCUAAAGAACGAGUUUUAUUAUUAUUAGCAUGUCUUCAAGCUGGUUUGAUUUAUUGUCCAUAUGAUCCAAAAUAUUUAACGGAUAUUGGAAUUUCUGAGAGAGUUCGAAAAUUAUCUGUUAAUUGUGUUAUUACUGAUGAGGAUCAUUUAGAAAUAGUACAACAAUCUACAGGUACCCCGUUACGACCAUUAAAAAAAGGUCUUAUUAUGAAACCUUCAACAGCUAAAUUGUCACCAGUUAGUUGGAAUCAUUUAAUACAACAAGUUAAUAAUGCUGAGAGUAAAUAUACAAAAUUCGUAAAUAUGAAUCAUAAUACACCUGUUAUUCGUUUACUAUCAAAUAACAAUAAUAAUGGUAUUGAAUAUUGUCACGGAACUUUAAAUCUUCAUUUAAUAUUAACAGCUCUAUGGUUAAAUAGUAAUAAAACACCUCGUUUAAUAUGGAUGAAUGAUCAAAAUGAAAUAAUGACAAUUGCUUCUUGGUUAUUUGGUUCAUCAAUAUUUUAUAAAGAAAUUGAAAAUUUAAGAACAAUGAUUCAUACGUUUGAAAAUUAUCCUAUUGAUACUUUUUGUACAACAUUAACUAAAUAUCAAAUGCUUGAAAAUGAACAAGAACAAGAACAAGAACAAGAACAAGAACAAGAACAAGAAAACAAAACAAAUCUUCAACAAUUAUUUUCUUCUGAAACAAUUAAUUCUAAACUUAAAACUCUUUGGCAUUCAUUUACAAAUCUUGAUAUUCGUGAUGAUUAUAUUGGUUUUCGUAAUAAUCCAAAGUUAAACAAAUUUCCAAAUCAUAUUCAACACACAAUACCUCGUAUUAGUUAA